AUGGCGGAGCGGGCGCCGGAGCCCGAGGCGGAGGCGGAGGCUGAGGCGGGCGCGGGCGGGGAGGUGGCCGCCGAGGAGGGCGCGGCGGGCCGCAAGGCGCGGGGCCGCCCGCGGCUCACGGAGUCGGACCGGGCCCGGCGGCGGCUCGAAUCCCGGAAGAAGUACGACGUGCGGCGCGUGUACCUGGGCGAGGCGCACGGGCCCUGGGUGGACCUGCGGCGCCGCAGCGGCUGGAGCGACGCCAAGCUCGCCGCCUACCUCAUCUCGCUGGAGCGCGGCCAACGUAGCAGCCGCCAUGGGAAGCCUUGGGAGCAAGUCCCCAAAAAGCCAAAGCGGAAGAAAAGGCGGCGACGCAACGUGAACUGCCUGAAAAACGUGGUGAUCUGGUACGAGGACCACAAGCACCGCUGCCCCUACGAGCCGCACCUCGCCGAGCUGGACCCCACCUUUGGCCUGUACACCACGGCUGUGUGGCAGUGCGAGGCUGGGCACCGCUACUUCCAAGACCUGCACUCGCCCCUGAAGCCGCUCAGCGACUCAGACCCUGAGAGUGACAAAGUGGGCAAUGGCCUGGUGGCCGGCAGCUCUGACUCGUCCAGCUCCAGCUCCGGCUCCGAGGAGCCCCCUGAGGGCCAGCAGGCCAAGGCGACAGUGGCGAUGGCGGCAGUUACCCCCACCAGCCCAGCGGGCAGCAGCGGGCUCAUCACACAGGAGGGCAUGCACAUCCCCUUCGACGUCCACCACGUGGAGAGCCUGGCUGAGCAGGGCACCCCACUGUGCCCCAACCCAGCCAGCAGCGGGCCCGAAGCCCUGGAGACAGUGGUGUGCGUGCCGGUGCCCGUGCAAGUGGGCCCGGGCCCUAGCACCCUCUUUGAGAACGUGCCCCAGGAGGCACUGGGUGAGGUGGUGGCCAGCUGUCCCAUGCCAGGCAUGGUGCCCGGUUCGCAGGUGAUCAUCAUUGCCGGCCCCGGCUACGAUGCCCUCACGGCCGAGGGCAUCCACCUCAACGUGGCAGCAGGCAACGGUGCCCCCGCAGGGGGCCUGGGUGACGAGGUGCCCUGCGCCAUGAUGGAGGGUGUGGCCGCCUACACCCAGACAGAGCCAGAGGGCAGCCAGCCCAGCACCGUGGACCCCGCCACCAUGACAGGCAUUGAGACCAAGAAAGAGAAGGAGGACCUGCACGUGCUCAAGAAGGAAAAGGAGGAGCCGGUGGCCCCAGAACUGGCAGAGCUGGCUGCGACGGUGCCUGAGAGCGCAGAGCCCGAGGCAGAGGCAGACGGGGAGGAGCUGGACGGCAGCGACAUGUCAGCCAUCAUCUAUGAGAUCCCCAAGGAGCCCGAGAAGAGGCGGCGAAGCAAGCGAUCGCGGGUGAUGGACGCCGAUGGCCUGCUUGAGAUGUUCCACUGCCCUUAUGAGGGCUGCAGCCAGGUCUACGUGGCCCUCAGCAGCUUCCAGAACCACGUCAACCUUGUGCAUCGGAAAGGGAAGACCAAGGUGUGCCCUCACCCCGGCUGUGGCAAGAAGUUCUAUUUAUCCAACCACCUUCGGCGGCACAUGAUCAUCCACUCAGGUGUCCGUGAAUUCACCUGUGAAACCUGCGGCAAGUCCUUUAAGAGGAAAAACCACCUGGAGGUGCACCGGCGCACGCACACAGGCGAGACACCUCUGCAGUGCGAGAUCUGUGGCUACCAGUGCCGACAGCGCGCGUCGCUCAACUGGCACAUGAAGAAGCACACGGCCGAGGUGCAGUACAACUUCACGUGCGAGCGCUGCGGGAAGCGCUUCGAGAAGCUGGACAGCGUCAAGUUCCACACGCUCAAAAGCCACCCGGACCACAAGCCCGCCUGAUCCACCCAACCACUGAACGCCCCUAUUUAUUCAUCCCAUCGGACACCAUGCCCGAGUCUGCCAGGGCCGGGCCAGCCGCGGCCAGCCGCCAGGACCUCGGGCCAGAAGGAGGCGCCUCUGCCCCGCUCCAGGGCUGGGCCCUCAGGGCAGGUCCCCCCCCAACCCCGCCCGAGUUUUGGAGCUGGCACCUGGGGCUGCACUGCUGGGACUGUGUCAAGAGAGCAGAACGAGAUUAAAGA
This is a messenger RNA of Mesoplodon densirostris (Blainville's beaked whale), 2087 nucleotides long. It is a transcript of the gene ZNF653, whose product is annotated as zinc finger protein 653. Gene Ontology annotation, cellular component: nucleus. The record is from RefSeq and is a predicted model, not a curated record. Gene Ontology annotation, biological process: regulation of transcription by RNA polymerase II. Gene Ontology annotation, molecular function: transcription coregulator activity. The transcript is spliced from 9 exons. Lineage: Eukaryota; Metazoa; Chordata; Mammalia; Artiodactyla; Ziphiidae. The coding region runs from base 1 to 1848 and encodes 615 amino acids.